CGAGCAGCAGCGCGGAUGGUUUCUUAUCUUUUAAAGUCGUCGCGUUUGGUAAAACGAACAUUACAAACGAGCUUUAGCGGAGACCAACCAACAAAGCAGCAAAAGGACCGAAACGAUUCACCGGAGAGAAGUUUAAUAAAGUUUCUGUGUGGAACGUGCGCUUCAGGAGGCAGCGGGGAAACACACGAAACUACGAUUAAACUUAGAUCAAAGUUAAGCUAAACUAACGUCUAGCGUCGCUGCUGAUCACGUGCUGACGUCUCGUUACCGGUAAAGUAACGCGGUAACGCGUGUGUCCGUGUGCGUAAAGAGAGAUGCUUGGUGGCCACGUCCCCUUGGAGACUGGAGACAACACGUGAUGAGCUUUACUUAUCAGGUUUAGAGGGAGAGAGACACCGAGCGACACGCAGAGAGAGAGAGAGAGAGGACGGAGCUGGAGUCCGGGAGGAAUUAAAAAACUCGAAAAGCAAACGUUUUCAUCUCGACGGCGUCUUUCCUCGACUUUUUCUUUUUUACUUUCUUUCCUCCGGGAGAGGAGGAGAGAGACGAGAGGAACAGAAGCAGAGGAGGAGGAGGGAGGAGGAGGAGGAGGGGAGGAGGGAGGAGGAGAAGCCGGAGUAAAGUUUGUCCAAGUUUGCACAUCCCUUCGGAAACGCCAUUUUGAUUCCUCUCCUCUUCGGAGCAAGUUUGCAGCCUCUUUCCCUUCUCUUUUUCUUCAUCCCUCCAUUUCUCAUCCACCAUCACCGCCGUUCGCCACCGUCGUCAUCCUCACCCCCACCACCACCACCAUCAUCAUCAUCAUCCUCGCCACGAUGUCUCGGCGCAAGCAGCCCAACCCCAACAAAGUCAAGCUGUGAGCAGUGGUUGCAGACACACACACAACAAACCCGCCCCCUCCCGCCCGAGACUCGAACGAAAGAACGAGCGUUGAUUUACCAAAGGACGGCAGCCAUGGAGAACUCCACUGAGGAGCUGCGAGAAGGAGCCGAUGCCGAGGUCAGCAAAGAAGAAGCAGAGCUGAUGGAGGACAAAACGCACAAUAAGCUCAAAGGAGAGACUAACGGCCUGAUGGAGGAGGAGGAGGAGGAAGCAAACGGAGGCGAGACGCUACAGAACGGAGACCGAGGAGGAGGUGAUGGAGGAGAAGGAGUCAUGGCAGCCGAAGGAGGAGGCGACCUGUCUUCCAUCAACGCCAUGAUGUCAGCGGUGAUGUCAGCGGCGGGCACCAUCAAUGGUGGCAGAACCGGGGACGGAGAGAGCGGCGUUACCUCGGCCAACUCCUCCGCCGGGCCCUCCCCAAGCCCCUCACCCAGCAAGGCGCUCACGUCGGCCAUGAGAGCGCCCCCCAGCCGCAACGCACGGCGCACCCAGGACACCAAAGACGACAGCUCAGCUCACAUCUGUCCACUGUGUGACAAGAGCUGCCAGACACAGCACCAGCUCACCAUGCACAUACGACAGCAUAACGCAGACACUGGUGCCACGGAUCACUCCUGCAGCAUCUGUGGGAAGUGCCUGAGCUCGGCCUCGUCGCUGGACAGGCACAUGCUGGUCCACAGCGGGGAGCGGCCCUACAAAUGCACCAUCUGUGGACAGACCUUCACCACCAACGGCAACAUGCACAGACAUAUGAAGAUCCAUGAGAAGGACCCAGUCAGUGGUCUGCCCUCCGUCAGCCCCCCCUCCCCCACCAAACGCCGCCGUCCGUCCGUUAAAAGGCGGCAGAGCCCUGAUGAGGAGAACAUAGAGGAGCCACCGUUCAAGAAGAUGGUGAAUGAUGCUGGGUCUGAGGAGUCGUCGGCCGUGCUUCGAGGAGCAGAGGAGGAGCUGCUGCCCUGUCCCAUCUGCUUCAAGACUUGCAGCUCCAGACUGGAGCUGGAUGCUCACAUGGACAUGCACCCAGACACCGCUCUGAGGUGUGAUCUCUGCUGCCUCUCUUUCCGAACCCACCGCGGUUUGCUGCGUCACAAUGCCGGCGUUCAUAAGCUCCUUCCUCAGGACCCCAGUGGCCGGCCCUUCAUCCAGAACAACCCCUCUAUCCCCACCGGCUUCAACGACCUGGCCUUCAUCGAUUUCUCCUGCAAGAAGUUUGCUCACAUAGCUCAGAUCUGGUGUGAAACAAACCUCCGUCGUUGCAUUAGUAAAUUUCAUCGGUUCAUUUGUGACUGCUGUGACAAAGCAUUCCCCCUGCGCUCGGCCCUGGACCUACAUAAAUCCACCUCCCACACUGACAAACCUGCCACCAACACAGAGGAAAUGGUGGAGACAGUCAAAGAGGACGGACCUGCAGAAAACGGGGCUGCCACGGAUGAUCUCAGUCAGGAUACUGAGAAAGACGCCCUGCCCCCGGAGCAGGCCAACUUCCUGCAGGGGCUCGGACUCCAGCACAUUUCUCAGGUGAAGUCUGGCCCCACUGACGAUGAGAUCCACCAGGCUCAUCUGGACAGCAUCAAGGUGAUCCAGGUGGAGCCGCCAUGCUCCAGCCUUCCCCAGGAGCCCGCGUCCGGCUACCUGUCUGGAGGCCUGGGGCUCUCGUUGGGGCUGGGUGUGGGCAGCCUGGCCGCCUUCGGCAUCCCUCUGCUGGAGACCUCCACCUCAGGCCUUUCUCAGAGAGAUGCGCUCAGCCUGCUCUCCCUGCAGCCCUUCCAGGCCGGGUUGCUCCUGCAGCCUGACGGAGGCGCUGCUACAGCCAGCGCUGCUUCAUCCGCUGCCAAACCCGAGGCGUGUGGAGCUGGGAUCAUGGAGCUGGCUGAUAUCCAGCAGAUCCUCAGAGUGGCAGCUGCAGCACCCAAUCAGAUAGGACUGACCCUCCCCAACUUGACCAAGGUUUCUGGAUUCUCUGGAGGUCAAGGUCAGGUCCAGGCUCAGAAGGCAAUGCCUCCACUGAAGCCCAAACCUCCCAUCACCCCUCGCUCCAGUCUGACGGCAACGACUCCCCCCCCCCUCCAGAGCUCACAGCAGGCCUCACUUGGCUGCAUCAGCCCCAGCCUGCCUCCCCCCACCCCCACCCUCUUCAAAACUCCUUCCUCAUCGUCUUCAUCUUCCUCAUCGGUGGGGAACGGAGGGCAGAUGGAUGCAGAGUGCAUAGGCGACGCUCACACACCACUGUCCGACUCACCACCAGCAGCAACUACAGCUGUACACGAGGAGGCAGGGAUCAGUGGAAGGAAGACCGGAACCAAAGGAGGGAACAACGCUAACGCUGGAUCAGCUAAAGGCUCAUUUCCGUGCCGCUUCUGCGACCAGGUCUUUGCCUUUUCUGGCCUCCUCCAGGCUCAUAUGCGCUUCCACCUCGGCAUCCUGCCUCACCAGUGCAACAUCUGCGACUACAUAGCUCCAGACAAAGCCACGUUGAUCCGACACCUGCGGACGCAUAGUGGCGAGCGACCGUAUGUCUGCCGGGUCUGCCAUUAUCCUUUUACUGUCAAGGCCAACUGUGAGCGCCAUCUCAGGAAGAAGCACAACAAGACCUCCAGGAAGGACAUUGAGAAAAACAUUAAGUACGUCACCUCCACGACUACAGCGAACAUCCCAGCCAUCACCACCACCCAGGACACGGAGCCAGGGUGCCCCGGAGCAGAGACCACCUGCCGGUACUGUGGUGAAGACCUGAAGACUUACCGGGCUCUGCAGAUCCACCUGCGCACACACAACGGCUGCCAGAGGAAGCCGUUCGAGUGCAAGCGCUGCGGUGCUGCCUUCCUGGCCAAACGCAACUGCAUCCACCACCUGCUGAAGCACCAUCCUGAGGUGCAGGAGCGGGAGAUUGAGGAUCACAUCACCACGCUCCUGCCUAAUGCUGCGCCCGUCGCUACAGUCGCCUCUGUCCAAACUACUCUAGUGAGUCAGAUGGUUCUGAACGGGCUCAGUCAGUCUCCAGUCCAGACGCUCCAAGCGGUGAAAGUGGAGGAAAUGGCAAACUCCAUCUACCCUCCUGAACUGGACCAGCCGCUGGACUUCUCCGCUAAAGGCCGCGGAGGUCACAGCCAAGCGGGGUCUCCUGGGGUCAAAAUGGAGAGCGUCUCCCCCAGCUUCGACUGCUCUGUCCUGGACCAGCCCAUCGACCUGUCGAUCCCCAGCAAGCGGCAGCGGAGAGAGUCUGUGAGUGGAGAGAAGAGGGAAAUCAAGACGGAGCAGAGCAGCAGCAUCGAACUUCAGCAUCUUGCUGUGUCCAAGGAUGAGAAGACAGCUCAGUCGGCUCUACACCCGCAGCUCGGCUGCUACCAGCUCCCCCCUGGAUCCACACCGCCGCCUGCACCCCUCCCCAACCUGAACAGUGCUGCACGAGGCCAGCGCCUCAAACCUCUGCUGCCUAAACCGAUAUCCUCUGGCUCCUCGUCAGCCUCCACCUCCCUAAAGGAGCUCCCUCCUUUGGCCUCCAUUGCUCAGAUCAUCCACUCGGUGUCCGGUGCCCCAGAUCUGCUAAAGAGAGAAGCUGCUUCCCUGGAAGGAAAACAGAUGGGUGUCUCUUCCUCUGAGUGUGCUGCAGACGCUCCAGGACCCUCGUCUGGCGUGGAAACGCAAAGUGACGACACAUCCGAGGGAUCUUCCAGGAGGCGAUCCAGGAAGAAACCUGGUGCUUUGGCAGUGAAGGAGAAGACUACUGUGAGCAGAGGCAUUGACUUGGAGUCCAGCGGGGAGUUUGCCAGCGUGGAGAAGAUGCUGGCUACGACCGACGCCAACAAGUUCAGCAACUACCUGCAGCCUGGUGCUGCAGACCUGGGUGCAAAGAGAGAUGUCGACAGAGAAGAGAAAGAAGGAGGAAUGAGGGACGAGGUAAAGUCAGUGGCAGCAACACCUCAGUCCAAAGGGAAGAAAAACGCCUACUCCAACUCUGUCCAGAAGAUGACCUGCCCCUUCUGCCCCCGCGUCUUCCCCUGGGCCAGCUCACUGCAGAGGCACAUGCUGACACACACUGGUCAGAAACCGUUCCCCUGCCCGAGGUGUGACGCCUUCUUCUCCACUAAGUCCAACUGUGAGCGCCACUUGCUGAGAAAACAUGGCGUGACACACAGGACACUGCGGCGCAACGGCACCCUCGUCAAAAAGGAGGGAGAGGAAGGAUCACCGGAGAGUGCAGAGAGUCAGUCAGAAACAGAGCAGACAACACCAGAAGCACAAGACUUAAGCAGUGCUACCUCUGCAGACACAGGCCCUGCCCCUUUUGCAGAGAGCCCCACCCCCUCAGAAAAGGAGGCAGAGUCAGCGCAUCCAAGCCCCACCCACAGCAGGCCAAGCCAAGGUUGUAGUCCAGCUGCAGAGCAGCAAGAGACUGAAACCAGUGAGGAACCAGAGCCGCCGAGGAGCCCAGACAACAGAGAUGCACAGGGGAAACAGUCUCCUCCCAGCAACAGCAGCAAGGUGGAGAGCACGGAUGAUGACGACUGCCACAGUAACAAGAGUCUGGACCUGAACUUUGGCAAAAAGCUCAUUGACUUCAAGCUCUCUGCAUCUUCAGGCUCCACUCAGGAAGAACAGACUUCCUCCUCCACGUCUUCAUCAUCCACCUCUGCUCCACAAGUAGCCACAGAGAGUCUAGAAGAGAAGGGAACCACACCCGCCUCCUCCCCUGGGGUGAAGCAGCCAGAGUACAAACAUGUCUGCCGAGUGUGUAACAAGAGUUUCCGUUAUGCCACCACCCUUGCUCGCCAUGAGAGGGCGCACCUCUCAGAGGAGACACAGAUUCCAGCAGCGGCUGAGGAGAGCCCACUAGUGAAAGAGGAGGUAACUGAGAGCAACCCCAAUAAACCUAAUGAGGAGGAGCAGGAACAGGAGAAGGAGAUGGAAGCAGAGGAGGAGGAACGGGGCGUAAAAGGAGGCGAGAGUGAGGCAGGCGAGAGCGGGGAGUCAGAAGAAGAGAAGGAGAAGGAGGAGAGGAGCGACGAGGAGGCGUCGGAACCAAAGACUUCAGAGGAAGGAGAGGCUACUGGAGGACGAGUGGAUAAGAGAAAGAAGAUCUGCAACGUCUGCAGCAAACGGUUCUGGUCCCUGCAGGACCUGACCAGACACAUGAGAUCACACACAGGCGAGCGCCCCUACCAGUGUCAGACCUGUGAGAGGACUUUCACCCUGAAGCACAGUCUGGUUCGCCAUCAGAGGAUCCACCUGAAGCCGCGCGGAGCCGGUGGUUCCUCCAAUGCGAAUGACGAUGUCAGCGAGGACGGAGACUCCUGCACCCCGACCCCAACCUCCACAUGCCCACCUUCAGAGAAUGAGAGCGAGUGUGGGAGUGGUGUCGCAGGAACCAAGGAGCUGGAGGAGGAGGACCUCAAAGAGGAUGUUGAGACCGCAGACGUGGCAGAAUCGGCCGAGCUGGAGGAGGAAGCCACUGCGAAACACGUCGACGUGGGUGAAGACUCUGAAUCAAAAGCCAGCGUCACUUCUGAUAACCCAGACGCUGAGGAACAACCCAAACUGUCAGAGUCUUUGAUGCAACACACCUCUGCUGAUGCAAUUCCCAGUCAACAAGCUACUGAAACUACUAACGACGAGCCCCCCAAAGAGCCUUCGUCCUCCAGCUGUGCACAAGGAGAGCAGGCAGCCGCCCGCACGCAGGGCUUCAUCCAGGAACUGUUGGAGGUCCAAGCCAAGCCCCCCCUGGAGCACAUCCUCCCCAGUGGAGAGCCUCCUCUGGUUGGAGCAGAAUGACAGGAAGCUCCCUUGGAGGUCCAACCCACCAUAGUGCCAUACAGUACCACAGAAGAAGAUGAAACCCUUUGUUGAAGUGCCUUACUACUAGUCCUACUUCUUUGAUGUUUUUGCUAUAUCUUUAUCUGCAUUAUUACGGAGGAUGGAUCUAAUUUUUAUAGCUUUUUAUUAUGACAAUGAUUUGCAUUACUAUUUUUUGUGCGGGGGAAUCUAUAUAUCGGCAAUAAAAAUAAUAAAAUUACAAUUUAUUGUUCUAGAUUCUGUUGGAGAAUUGAUGAUCAACCUUGUGCUGCAGAGACAGACGAGACUGGGAUAGACUGUCAGCAUUUAUCUUCUGUAUUUAAAUCACAGCAGGGCUUUGGCCGCACAAGAGACUGAACAAUCUGAUCAAGCUUUGGAUUUGAGGGCAAACUAGUCGGUGGGAACUGGAUUUUGUUUUUGGUCACAGCCACAGAGCGUUCUGAAGUUCACCAGCCGCUUUUCCUGAACAGUGGUUUAGAGACUUGUGACUGAGCGUAAAGGCGACUGCUGGUGAGCAGAACCGUCAUCUCCCACAUGUGACUAAAGGAAGCUUUUUGUAACUGGAAAUCGCCGACCGCUUGUCGUCCUGUUUCGCUUCCACCUCGGCCGUGUCUUGGAUGAAUUAAAAGCACACAGAACAUUCACAAACAAAAGUCGCGACAGGUGUGAACCGAAGUGUCGCCCUCAUCCCUGAAGCUACGCUAUGAGCUGGUGUGUGCGUGUUUAUAGUUUCUCAUUUAGUAAUUUUCAGUUGAUUCCAUGUGUGUACAAAGUUCAAACGACGCUCAAAGCUAUUUAGAGUAUUUUGAGUUUUUCUGCGUGUGCGAUUUUCGGUGAUCUUUGGGGAUCUUUGUCGAUGUUUUGUAACUGAACAAAUCAAAAGUGUGUCUGAAUUUGUGACUGUGGCCUAUCUCUCAUAUUUGCCCUUUAGUGUCUAUUUAGCUGCGCUGUGCUAAUGUUUGUCAUUACUAACACCUGCACAGGUUCACAUACCUCAACCUCUGCUUUUACCACAACCCUUUCAAUCAAAUGUCUUCCUGGAACGGUGAGCAGAGCUAAGUCUCAGCUGUCGUUAAGUUGGCCAAAUGACAGCUAGUCAGGGCUAACCUAGCGUAGCGCCAAGCCUACUAAGAUGACCAUCGGUAGGACUCACAAAGUAAACAGCACUUACUCCUGAGUAUCAUCCACCAAUGCUUCAAAGGGGCUAAUGCUAGCUAGAUUAGCUAAAAUACACAGUGAUUGGGUUUAAGAGACAAUUAGCUAGCCCUAGACAAAUCCACACCAUUGAGCUAAGCUAAGUCAACAUUGUUAGUCUCAGCGUUAGAUUAACAACUGAACAUUUGCCAGCAGGGGGUCACUGACACCAGCAAACAUAAAUAGCUAACAGCUCCACUAGCUAACAGCAGGGUCCUGCCAGUAUUAUUCAAGUGUUGAGUCACCCGAUGGUCAAACAUGCUGUUGAUUUAGUCAGAGUUUAUUAUACAUGAGGUAAUAAUUGGCGUUGAUGACAAUCAGUAGUAAUCGUCAACUGUAGAAAAGAGAAAACCUUGUUACAUGUUAAAGUGUAUCUGUAGAAGAAAAGGCUGAUGGAUGGACGUGGGAUCCAUCAAUAGAUGUAUGGAUGGAGAGCGUGUGACUGCAGCACCCGUUUGUGUUCUUCUCACCAACCAAACUGCACAGAUCCACAGCGGAGUAGAAAACUUCAUUGAUGAUCCUUAUAUUUCAGCCAGAGGGACGCGUAGCAUGUUUUCCUUUCUGUGUCAAGAGAAACAUGGCUCAUUCUUCUUGUACAUUUUCAUCUACUUGUUUUUUGUUUGUUUUUUAAAAUCAAUCAACCUCAUAAGCAAAACAAAUGGAACCUCAGCAGCUCAUAAGUGAACUGUAAGGCAGCGUCGCUCAGUCGCGUAAUCAGAUGAACAGCCAGUCGACUGACUGGACGCUGCUGUGAACUGGCACUAAGAACUUCCACAACUACGUCUACUACUAGUACUACUACUACAGUGGAACAUCUUUACCAACAAGACAGAGACAUGUCUUCACUUUGUCUUAACCAUUAUCUCCCUUUAUUUUAUAUAACAUACAUUAGAGGUGUGGGAAAAGGCCAUAACACCAGAAGUUAACAAAUGAAUAAUGAGUCACAUGGAGAAAUUAGCCUUUAUUCAUGCUGUAAUGAAACAAGCUCAUCUAGAAACAUACCAGCACCAGAGAAUGGUCCUAGUCACAGGUCUGAUCCCAAACAAAUCUACUCCAAUGAACUGAUGUCAGAACUAAAUGUUAUGAACUUGUUAGACGACGUAUCCGAAUAAUUGACCGGUUUAGAAACUCGAGGCUUCACACCAGCUGGAAGCUGGACAAUCUGCUACCAAGUUCACCUGAAGUCAUUUGAACGUUAAGUUUCUUGUGUCUUGUGUGUUCUCUCUCCUUCGUGUGGCCAUAUGAAUACUGGACUUCCAUUCAGAUGCACAUGGACUGUUUUUAAAUGUAUUUAUUUGGAGCCCAGGUGUGUGUGUGUGUGUGUGUGUGCUUGUGUGUGUGUGAGGAUGCAAGUUUAGUUUCUACAGUGACUUGAGAAGAAGCCAUGUAUUAAGAAUAUCACAUUUAUGCUGCAGAGCUGUUUUGAGGAACCGAUGGUUUGUGUUGUGGACUAACCGACCUUUGCCGUAGGGAGCGGCGGCCGGGUGCGAAUCAGACUUAGCAAUAAAAGAAAUCUCUCUGAAUCCAAAAAGCUUUAAGUAGAUUUCCUGUUUAAGAGUUGAGCUCAGACUGUCUGGGUCUAUUGGUUCUAUUGUUUGUUUUUAGUUUGGCUGAGAAAUGAUCUUUGUUGUGUUAUUUUUUUCUGACAUAUAAAUGCAUAUAAAACUGUGAAAAUCUAUUGUGUUCAGUUAAAGGGUGAAUUUUAGGUUAGUUUUAUUUUGCAUGGUAAUCUAAUUUGUUUAAUUCUGGAUGAUUUCUCCUUCUCCAGCUUCUUUGGCGCUAUACAUGAAUAGCAUCUCGCUCUCAGGGUCUUUCACAAAUCCAUUAUUCAAAAUGCUUAUUGUUCUCACUUCCUGAGUUGCAACUUGUUUUUUCCAAGUCCUGAUUAAUUUUUUUGUUAAAUAAUGGUUCAUAACUGUCAAUCACUACACUUAGCACUUGAGUGAACUCACCAUCACCUGACAGAAAGAAGAUAGUUGGAUUUUGGUGUUUUCUAACCAGAAUGAGUCAGUUUUUGUCCUGGUCUCUCCUCACUCUGACACAUUUUGGUUUGUCUCAUGUUGAAUUUUUGGUUUAGUCAGAGGACAAAGGGAACACACACACACAUACACACACACACACACACACACACAUACACACACACAGCAUUAACACACAAUCGUCUGGAGACUGGUUUUCUGAGCCUGUUUCCAUCCUAUCUUUUCUCAUUUCUUUUUUCUGGGUUGACAGUGUUCACAAAGUCAAGAGAUGUAAACCUGUUCUGUAUUCACCCCAAUAAGAAAAGCAAUAAAGGUUAUAUCAAGGAAAGGUGUGAAUCAAA
Molecule: messenger RNA, 10183 nt
Organism: Betta splendens (Siamese fighting fish)
Lineage: Eukaryota; Metazoa; Chordata; Actinopteri; Anabantiformes; Osphronemidae
Gene: rreb1a
Product: ras responsive element binding protein 1a
Exons: 20
Coding region: 952-6648 (1898 amino acids)
Biological process (GO): regulation of transcription by RNA polymerase II
Cellular component (GO): nucleus
Molecular function (GO): RNA polymerase II cis-regulatory region sequence-specific DNA binding; DNA-binding transcription activator activity, RNA polymerase II-specific
Source: RefSeq, a predicted model, not a curated record